UGAAACUGUGUGGCAACGCUUAAUUAUUCCAAAACAAAAAGUAAGAUUUCACAUUUGUUUACAAAUUAUUGUAUAAAUACAAAUAGUGAUAAGAUUUUAAUUAAUUACUAACAAAAAACGUGUGAACAAAAUGUCUAAAGUUGGCAAACCGAAGAAAAAGCAGAGGAUGUGGUCAAAUGACUUUUUGCUAGAACGUUCGAUGCUCAGCAAUGAAGACAUCAUAACAAAAUUAAAGAAAACAGAGUUAAAGGAGUUGGAGGAAAACCUAAAUAUGCCAGAAGAAGUAUUUAAUUAUCUAUUGGACCUCAUCAAGCCACAUAUAUCAAAGAAAGAUACUAUAAUGCGAAAUGCAAUUACCGCCGAAGAACGAUUGGCUGUAACCUUACGUUUCCUAUACUCUGGGAUGGACUACAGCAAACUUAAACUCAUUUACAAAAUUUCCGCACAAGCAAUUGCAAGAAUUGUACCAGAGACCUGCUUAGCUAUAUUCAAAACUUUAAAAAAUGAAUAUUUACGUUUUCCGCAAAACGAAAAAGAGUGGAGAGAAAUUGCCGAAGGCUUCCACAACAGUUGUCAGUUUGAGAACUGCAUUGGUGCAAUUGCAUGCAAACAUGUACCAAUACAAAGACCUCCACAAAGCUUAGGACAAUUCACAAAUCAUGAAGGAACAUGCAGCAUUAUAUUAUGUGGUAUUGUUAACUCAAAUUAUGAUUUUAUUUAUAUCCACGAAGGUGUAAAUGGUUCAGUUGUCGAUGGCGAAGUCUACUUAAGAGGUACAGAAUUUUUCGACAAGUGGUUAGAUGAUGAUCUCAAUAUACCAGAUGCAAAUCGGCUACAAAAAAGUAACUUUGUUUGUCCAUAUGGAUUUGUUGGCGAUGAAACGUUCGCUCUAUCUGAAAAUCUGUGGACUCCCUACCCAAUAGAAAAAUCUUCACUAAAGGAGGAAGUGUUCAAUUAUCGUUUAAAUCGUGCACGACAAGUCGUGGAAGACACGUUUGGGCAUUUAAUAUCAAAAUUCAAAGUUUUCCAAAAACCUCUCCGAGUUAAAUUGGAACAUUUAGAUCCUAUUAUAUUGGGUACCUGCACGCUGCAUAACUUCCUAAAAGCACAUUCUGUUGAUUAUAUGACAGCCGAAGAUGUUGACGUGGAAGAUUUAGAACGAGGUAUUGUUGUUCCUGGUGCUUGGAGAAAAAAUAAAGAAUUACUUGCAUUUGAAAAAACUAAAAUUGAUUCUAUGGUAGAGUCCAAGGAAUUACGAGACAAAUUAAGAGAUUAUUACUGGAACGAGGGUAAAGUCCCCUUUCAAUAUAAAAUGAUAAAUUCUGUCAAAGAAGAAUAAUGAAGAGUAAUGUAAAAUAUAAUAGCCCACCGCUCUUAAAAGAACAUAACAGCUGGAAAAAUGAGAUAUGCACAAAGGUGUGUUGUAAAUAAAGUGGGUGAUAAAUAAUAACAUAAUAUAAUAAACAUAAUAAUAAAUAUAUUGAAAUAAAAUUAGAAGCAAUAAUAUACUGAGUAUAUUAAUUUAUAAUAAAACUUUAAGAGAUUCGAGAUAGUUUUUAGUUUGAUUAAGAAAUACCUUUUUA
Molecule: messenger RNA, 1583 nt
Organism: Teleopsis dalmanni
Lineage: Eukaryota; Metazoa; Arthropoda; Insecta; Diptera; Diopsidae
Product: putative nuclease HARBI1
Exons: 2
Coding region: 131-1339 (402 amino acids)
Source: RefSeq, a predicted model, not a curated record